Molecule: messenger RNA, 435 nt
Organism: Meleagris gallopavo (turkey)
Lineage: Eukaryota; Metazoa; Chordata; Aves; Galliformes; Phasianidae
Source: RefSeq, a predicted model, not a curated record
UUCUCUCUUAACAUGCGGGGAAGGUCGUAGCGGCGCGGCGGAGCGCGCGGGGAGGCGAAUUCCCCGCUGAGCGUUAUGUGCGCCUUCUAUUUGCAAUUGCAGAGCAAUAUAUUCGGCGGUCUGGACGAGAGCCUGCUGGCCCGCGCCGAAGCCCUGGCAGCCGUGGACAUCGUCUCUCCCGGCAAGAGCCACCACCCGCACCCGCCGCACCACAGCCCCUUCAAGCCGGACGCCACGUACCACACCAUGAACGCCAUCCCCUGCACGUCGGCCGCCUCCUCUUCGUCGGUGCCCAUCUCGCACCCGUCCGCGCUGGCGGGCGCUCACCACCACCACCAUCACCACCACCACCACCACCACCCGCAGCCGCACCAGGCGCUGGAGGGGGAACUCUUGGAGCACCUGACGCCGGGGCUGGCGCUGGGCGCCAUGGCG